AUGGCCACUCUCAAUCAAGGCCAGAAUCGCUACGUUCUGAUUGUGUAUCGUAAUGCUGUGGCUGCUCUCGUUCUUGCACCUUUUGCACUAUUUUUUGAAAGGAAAGUGAGGCCAAAGAUGACACUAUCGGUUUUCUGGAAAAUAGUGCUACUCGGUUUCUUAGAGCCAAUCUUGGACCAGGGUUUUGGCUACUUAGGGAUGAACAUGACAUCAGCAACAUAUACAUCUGCCAUCAUGAACGUUCUUCCUUCUGUUACAUUCGUAAUCGCUUGGAUUUUAAGAAUGGAGAAAGUGAAAAUAGUAGAGGUACGAAGCCAAGCAAAGGUCAUAGGGACAUUGGUAGCUCUUGGAGGGGCAUUGGUAAUGACAUUGUACAAAGCUCUUGACAGUCUCACUCAAGAUACUGAGAAGUCCAAGUCUGUCAAACUUUUCACGAACACUUGGUCAAAACAGGCCGAUGCUAUCAAGGAACCACAUUUCUCUUCCUUCUUGCAGGAUUUGUUACUUUACUUUCCAGGUUGUAUCUCUGCAGACGAAGUUGGAGAUCGUCUGUUUCUCUCUGACAGCAACCAUCAUCGUAUUAUUAUAUUCGACAAUAGUGGGAAGAUUUUAGACAGUAUUGGUUGUUUCCCAGGUUUUGAGGAUGGAGAAUUUGAAUCUGCAAAGAUGUUACGUCCUGCAGCGACCCUUUAUGACAAAGAGGAGGAUUGUCUUUACAUUGUAGAUUCUGAGAACCAUGCCAUUAGAAGAGCAAAUAUAAAGACGCGGGUCGUGGAAACGGUAUAUCCAAAGGUUAUUAAAAAAAGUGGUGGCAUAUGGUCUUGGAUGAUGGAGAAAAUGGGGCUUGGAAAAGAUGAUGACGCAACAGUUGAUGCUGAUGCCAAAUCAGAAGAAUCUGAUGCUCACUCCCUGAUGUUUCCAUGGCAUAUACUGAAGCGUGACAAUGAUAGUCUUUUAGUCAUUAACAAAAGCUUUUCGAAGUUGUGGAUAGUUAAUUUAGCUUCAGGAGAGAUCGAAGAAGUCGUGGAAGGAUUUCCGGGUAUAAUGGAGGUCUGUGGGGAAUUGAUGACGGAGAAGCUAUCAGUCUUGAAACAUUUGCCUUCUAAUUGGUUGCAACAGCAAACUAAGGCUAUCUCCUCAUGCAAGGAGCAGCCAAAUGCUUCCCUUUUGUCUUCUUUCACUGAAUUUGGAGACGAGAUUGUCAUGACUGAUAUAGCUGGUCAGAGAGUGUUGAAGCUAAAUACAGAAUCCGGAGCACGCUCUAGCAUACAGUUUUCAAACAUCGGGAUCCUUGGGUUGCCCUAUUGGUUGUCCAUUCCUCUGGAGAGAGUUUUUAAUCUAGCUAAUGGAGUUCAGGAAGCACACGUCAGUCAUACUCAUGAACUCCGGUUAUUGCCAGGUAAAAUUAGCAUACGGUUGAACAUAGAGAUACCUAAAGGCACGGAGCUUGUUGAACCGAUACAAGAAAGCUGCGUAUGGCGACAGGCAAGAGGCGCAAUCAAUGAUGUCUCGAGUGCUGGAAGUGCAGCGGAACAACCUUCUGAAAAGGUUGGAGUCUCACAACAAUGGUAUGAUGAAUUAGACAGCCUCGCCAAAGAAAUAGCCAACCCUGAAUUAGCUGAGGAAGAGGAAGAGCAAGAAGAAGAUAUUAACCCUUCUGAGAUCGAAAGUGAAGAUGAUGGACGGAUACACAUCGAUUGCAUUAUCAACACAAGUCCAGGCACAAGCGAGCUUAUUGUUUAUGCAGCUUUGUAUUUAAGACUGGCGAAGAACGAAGAGACGGAAAGUGCGAGCCAGGAAGAGCUGGCGAGAAGAGUAGCAGAGAUAUUAAAGCCAACAAGGAACAUGACGACGAUGAAUGAAGAUUUGUUUGUGGAAGUGUUGUUGAAGUCAAAGAGACAAGUGAGAGACAUUGUGUUCGUGAAGCCAAUGCAUGUGCGUAUUAAGUUAGACUCGAAGGAUCACCCAAAAGCCGAUAACUCGAGAGACGUGAUCUUGACCGAUUCUUCUGCUCAGGUCGAUGUCUCUCUCUGA
Molecule: messenger RNA, 2034 nt
Organism: Microthlaspi erraticum
Lineage: Eukaryota; Viridiplantae; Streptophyta; Magnoliopsida; Brassicales; Brassicaceae
Source: the annotation of a GenBank genome assembly